AUGGCAUACAUCUCGCAGACCGGGCCUACACAGCGUCACACCGACAACUGGCAGAGCUCACACUCACGAUUCGACAUAAAUGGCCAGGGCAAUGGCAGUAUCACAGACAAGAUUAGCGAUGUCUUUGGCGGCGAUCGGAAGAACUCACUACCAAUGUACAAGGAUAAACCAUUCCAAUAUCCGGGCGGGAGGAGGAAGAUGCCGUGGUAUAGACAAAAGAGGAUCAUAGCAGUGGCGUUGCUUAGCCUGGCUCUGUUAUCGUGGUGGUUCGGGAUACUAUCGCCGCUUUCGUACGUGACAGGAGGGUCAGACAAGGCACCAGCAAAGAAGAGCCAAUCGUCUUGGUCAUUAUUCGGAGGAGGCAUCGUUGACUGGGACGAUCGGGCACAAAAGGUCAAGGAGGCGUUUCAGCUAUCAUUCUCGGACUACGAGAAGCAUGCAUGGGGCGAUGACGAAUACCAUCCGGUCGCGAAAGAUGGCAAGAAAAUGACACAAGAAGGUCUGGGCUGGAUAAUAGUCGAUGCGCUGGACACAAUGAUGCUCAUGAAUCUGACGACCGAGCUGGAGCAUGCUCGCCAGUGGGUGCGGCAUAACCUUACAUACGACCAGGAUCAUGAUGUCAGCACGUUUGAGACCACUAUACGAAUGCUUGGUGGGUUGUUAUCAGCGCACUACCUUAGCAGUAGCUUUCCAGGCGUGUAUGCGCCCGUCAAUGACACACUCAGCGAUGACAUGUAUAUUGAGAAGGCCGCGGAAUUGGCCGACCGUCUCAUUGGCGCUUUCGAUACACAAUCAGGCGUGCCCCUUGCAAGUGUCAAUCUGCAUACACAGAAGGGUAUUCCAUCUCAUGCUGAUGGUGGCGCAUCAUCUACAGCAGAAGCCACCAGCGUUCAACUAGAGCUAAAGUAUCUGUCCAAGCUCACAGGUGAGACGGGAUACUGGGAGAAAGCCGAGCACGUCAUGAAAGUCGUGGACGACAAUGCCGAACCAGACGGCCUUGUGCCCAUCUUCAUCUACGCCGAUCGUGGUGUAUUUCGGGGCAAUAACAUCCGCCUGGGCAGUCGUGGCGACAGCUACUACGAGUAUCUUAUCAAGCAAUACCUUCAGACCUCACAGCAGGAAGGCGUUUACAAUGAGAUGUGGAAGGAGAGUAUGGCAGGCUUGAAGAAACACUUGUUGACGUACAGCUCGCCGUCGAACUUUACCGUACUGGCGGAGAAGCAGAAUGGCCUGGAACAAGCUCUCACGCCUAAGAUGGAUCAUCUCGUCUGCUUCAUGCCCGGCACGAUCGCACUGGCCACUACAGGCGGACUAACAGUAGCACAAGCGCGCAGAGAGCGUACAUGGGGUUCCGAGCAGGAAGACGACAUGAUCCUGGCCGAAGAGCUUAUGAAGACGUGCUGGGGAAUGUACACGGUCACGGCGACUGGCCUCGCCGGCGAAAUCACGCACUUCAAGCUCCAUGAUCCGCCUCUCAUGUACAACGACUUCGCAUCUGGUGACCGUCCCCGUGGGCCUAAGAGCUUUGAGCGGAUGCCCAAUCUUCCAGGCGUGGACUCUAGACCUGUUGGUACUGACGACUACAAUAUCAAGUCUGCAGAUGCGCACAACCUCCAGCGACCCGAGACCGUGGAGAGUCUGUUCUACAUGUGGCGAAUUACUGGGGACGAGAAGUAUCGGCAGUGGGGAUGGCAGAUGUUUGAGGCUUUCAGGAAGCAUACCAUCACUCCUGAUAGUACAGGCUAUAGCUCCAUCAAUAGCGUGCAGAACGUUCCGACUUCGCUGCGAGACAAUAUGGAGAGCUUCUGGCUGGCUGAAACCCUCAAAUACUUCUUCCUCCUCUUUUCCUCAAACGAUAUACUACCCCUGACAGACGUCGUAUUCAACACAGAAGCUCAUGCCUUCCCGCGCUUCAAACUGGGCAAGCUCUUCAAGACUGGCUGGGAGCGCAAGCCACGGGACGAGUCAGGACAUCUCUUGCCAGUCCCGGACAAAGCAAUUGAAGAAAAGAAGCCAGAGGGCGACAAGCCUGAUCCUCUUGCCGGUGCCGGGCCGAGAAAGAUACAGACCGUGCAUCUCACGUCUACCAAGGUCGUGCCUGCGACCGAAACCACAUUGCUACCGCAGAGCGUAGACGUGGCGAACUCGCAGACAGAGACGGAUAGUGAGGCUGCUGAGACGGCCGUUGUGCCUGUAGUCGCGGAUCCGGCAGUGGAGAUGGUCACGUAG
This is a messenger RNA of Recurvomyces mirabilis, 2229 nucleotides long. RefSeq names its product mannosyl-oligosaccharide alpha-1,2-mannosidase (gene MNS1). Lineage: Eukaryota; Fungi; Ascomycota; Dothideomycetes; Mycosphaerellales; Teratosphaeriaceae. Gene Ontology annotation, molecular function: mannosyl-oligosaccharide 1,2-alpha-mannosidase activity; calcium ion binding. Gene Ontology annotation, biological process: mannose trimming involved in glycoprotein ERAD pathway; carbohydrate metabolic process. Gene Ontology annotation, cellular component: membrane; endoplasmic reticulum. The coding region runs from base 1 to 2229 and encodes 742 amino acids. The record is from RefSeq and is a predicted model, not a curated record. The transcript is spliced from 2 exons.